UGGAAAAAAUAGGAAAAUGGUGAAAUUUGUUUUGGUUUCGUAUUCUUGAUCCUAUUGCACCAAAUUAUGAAUUAAACAUAAGAUAAAAACGUUGAAAAACAUAAUUUACUUAUCUUUCGCGCUUUUAGGAAUACAUUUAAAUUAACACUGCAUUGAAAAUCUAUCGCUAUCGCCUCGUUCAACUGUGCAUUAAGAAUUUAAGAUCGAUUUUGAGUAUUAUGGCUCAAGUUGAACAACCUUUAUUUAUUCUUCCCAAGAAACGAAACGGGAAAAAGCAAAAUUCAAUCGCUGGUCAUGUCGAUCACAUAAUAACUGUUCAGGGUGCCACUGAUGUUGAAGUACCAACAAAAUAUAAAAACGGGUUAUCACCUGUAUCUGAACAUGUUGCAAAUGGUAUAAUACAUUCUACUAUGGAGGGCCUCAAAUCCAAUAUGAAAAUUAAUUUACCCAUCAUCAAUGAUGUCCAUGAUGAAGAUUUGAAUGAAACAAAUGAUCAAUCUAAGUCUGUUCAGAAGAAUGGAUACCAACCUCUAACUUUAAACAGCAGCCGGGAGAUAAUCGACCUAUCGCCCAUCUAUGAAAACUCCUCAGACGCAUGCUCUAGUCAUGGAGACUUGCGUGAAGAUAAUGAAUUGCAAAAGAGUUGUAAAAUCCUUAAUUCAGAAAACAACGAAAGUUCUUGCCCAACACCCAACAGUCUAUCACAAACCUACUCGGAAAACAGUUUUGAAAUGGGCAAUAUGACAGACAGUUUGAAAAAUAGUGCAAAGAGAAAGAAAAGAGUUAACAUUGUGUCUGGAAUUACUGAGUCAGAUAACACAGAGACUGAAGUGACUGCCUUGAGAGUGGAUUCUGAAGCAUCUCUUACCCCCGAUUGCUCUCUAUCUGAGAGCAAAGACAGCUAUUUAACCAUGACAGGCACAAUUAAACGUGGAAAGAAGAAAGGUCAAAAUGUUGAUGUCAAACUCAAUAUUUCCAGAGAAGAACUUGAAAUUAUUGAAGCUUCUAUUGUAGCGGACGAAUUGAGCAAAAUGGAUGUGUCUAAAUGCUCCCUCUAUAAUGGGCCACAUAUAUUUCUUUUCAGUUUGGUGUGUGUUCCAUUUGUAGCAUGUAUAUCUGCUGCCUAUUCAUUUUAUAUAGGCACAUUGGCAUGGUAUAAUAUUUUCUCUCAGGUCACAGAGGAAUUUAGCUGCGUAAGGAAGGUGUUAUUGGCACCAAUCGUUAUUUUGUCAUAUCCAUUCUUGAUUGUCAUAUUUACAAUUGGACUCGGAUUGUAUGCAGGUAUAGUACAGUUGACUUUCAGUGGUGCAAAUUGGUGGAAAGAUGUAUGUGACUUUGAAAAGGGUUUUUAUGGUUGGCUUUGUAAUGUGUUAGGUAUGUCUGAAUGUAGUCCAUAUGAAGUAGUUGUUUUGUUGGACGUUAAGCCAUAGACCAUAAAGGGGCACUAUAAACUCUCCAUUUAUAGCUAUAGAAUAUGAUUGAUUGGUUUGGUGGAUUUUUGCAAAUAUUUGAAUACGUAACUCGCACAAACUCAGGUUAUAAUUUAAAAGGAAGGCAUAUUAAUUUACUAAAUUUAUAAAAAAAACUGAAAUGAAGCGUAGUUAAUUCUGUUUUAGUAAUUUCGUCAUACCCUUCUAUAAUAUAAGGGAAAUUUAUACAAUUAGCUAAUGAAACACUGCCAUAUUAUAUACUUAUUAAUAAAUUAGAAUUAAAAAAGAUAGGUGUAAGUGUUUACAUAUCUAGUCAGCUUUUUAAAUGUAGCGUUAUUUGUUUAAUUGAUGGUUUGGAAAAUUUGGGAGUGGAAUAAAUGGGAUCAAAAACCGAAAAGACUUAAUGGAGUGAAUUUUUGAACGUAUUUAUACUUAAUUUUAAUGUAAGGUGUACAAAAAUGUUUUAAACGGUUGAUGUAUUAGUUUGUAGACGGAAAGACUCAAAUUCUUAACUUCCUGUUUACUAUCUUCCAUAUUUUAUUAACAUACCAAAUA
This is a messenger RNA of Zerene cesonia (dogface butterfly), 1985 nucleotides long. RefSeq lists its product as uncharacterized. The record is from RefSeq and is a predicted model, not a curated record. NCBI's taxonomy places the organism in Eukaryota, Metazoa, Arthropoda, Insecta, Lepidoptera, Pieridae. The coding region runs from base 219 to 1430 and encodes 403 amino acids. The transcript is spliced from 2 exons.